Messenger RNA from Torulaspora globosa, 1845 nucleotides. RefSeq names its product Bzz1p (gene BZZ1). The record is from RefSeq and is a predicted model, not a curated record. The transcript has a single exon. Gene Ontology annotation, molecular function: protein binding. The coding region runs from base 1 to 1845 and encodes 614 amino acids. Gene Ontology annotation, biological process: regulation of actin filament polymerization. NCBI's taxonomy places the organism in Eukaryota, Fungi, Ascomycota, Saccharomycetes, Saccharomycetales, Saccharomycetaceae.
AUGAGCACCAAGCUGUCAAUUGGCAAUGAAAUCAAGGAUUCAUACAAGGAAACUCAUAAAUGGGUUCAGAACAACGUGAAAUGGUUGAAAGAUAUAGAACAGUUCUAUCGUGAAAGGGCUAAGUUAGAAAGAGAGUACAGUGAGAAACUUGGCGGAUUAGCUAAGGAGUUUUUGAACCGAAAGAGUAAAAUAUCCGUCUCAUUAACUGUUGGCGAUACUCCUUCCACCACUCCAGGAUCUCUCGAAGCAGCGAGUGUUGUUGCUUGGAAUGAGGUGCUAUCGCAAACCGAAAUGAUUUGUAAGGACCGCGGUCAAUUGGCAGACGACUUUGAGCGUCAAACCGCAGAGCAACUGGCCGGAUUAUAUGCGAAGCUCGACAUGACCCUCACCAAAAUCUCUGGAUUCAAUGAAGAGAUUGUGAACAAACGCGGUAAUAUUGAACAAGAGCUUGAGAGAGCCAAGAAGAAAUAUGAUGAAGUUUGUGCAAGUAUGGAAAUGGCUAGGAACAAAAACACAAAAUCCUCAAAUGAACGUACCCAGCGCAAGAUGGAUCAGAAGGAAUCAGAAAUGAAUGUUGCCAAAAAUGAUUAUCUCAUCAAAAUCAACCAGUCGAACAGGGUUAAGGAUAAAUAUUACUUUCAAGAUAUUCCCGAGGUGUUAGAUUUGUUACAAGACUUGAAUGAAUCUCGUAUAGCUUUCCUCAAUGAUAUUUGGAGAUCGGCUAAGGACUUCGAAGUAGCAGCCGGUCAGAGAGUUUAUGAACGUCUGAAGACCGCAGAUACGGUGGUUUCACAAAAUCUUCCUUCUCUGAGUACCGCAAUCUUCAUCAAACACAACUUGAAGCAAUGGAAGGAGCCCAAUGAUUUUCGUUUCGAACCCUCGCCAGUAUGGCAUGACGAUGAGAAAUUCGUUGUUCCGACAGAGACUGAGCUAACCGACCUGAAGAUUAAAUUAGCAAAGGCCGAGAAAGCGUAUGGUGAAUUGCAAGACUUAACCCAGUCUGAAAUGUCCAAACUGUCUACUCUGAACCAGAGAAAGAAGGAAAUAAAGGCCAAUGAAGAUAAAAUUGAUUCGCAAGCAUUUUACGAAACUCUCAAAAAUUAUCUCUCAGUAGUAACUCCAUUCACAUCCCACGAGACAUUGAAAUUACAGGCAGAGGUACAGAUAGAGAGCAUACAGAACAAUGUUCCCGAAAAAUUUGAUCUCUCCACAAAUGAUAUCGAUCUGUCAAAGCUCAAGAAGAAAUCGGGUCUGUUCAACAAAUUGAAGCAUAACUUACUCCCAGAACCGGUAUCCAAACCUAACCACAGGUUCGGAUUGUUUGGUAAUAAUUCUGAAAAGAGAAACUCAGCCGUUCAAAGCUUUGACACUGACGCGGCUUCCGUUUCGUCGAGUGCCUCCCUAUCGACAAGUCACACUAAUCAUACGACACUCAACAAGAACAAGGUUCUCUACACAUACUCCAAGCAGGACUCGGACGAAAUUUCGAUAAGUGUUGGAGACUCAAUAUCAUUAGAGGCACCCGACACUGGGUCUGGAUGGACCAGAAUAAAAAAUGAGACGACGGGAGAAAUCGGGCUUGUUCCCACAACAUAUAUCGUAAUCAAGGAAGCAGGCACCCUUAAUAAGAGUAAAGAGGCUCCCAAAGUGCCGCCACCCAGGCGCACCACUCUGCCUACCAGAACCAUGGAGGCACAAUACGACUACGCGGCACAGGGCGACGACGAGUUAUCCAUCAACGUCUCUGAUGUUAUAAAAGUUAUCAAAGGCGACGACGGAAGCGGCUGGACCUACGGAGAACUGAACGGCAGGAAAGGACUCUUCCCAACGAGCUACUGUAAAUGA